UGAAAGCGUGUCCGUGCAGAUGCCUGAUCAAAAUCCCUAAUACACACGUGCAGGAACUACUAGUUCGCAAACACAAAGCGACGCUGUGGAAGUUUGUAUAACGAAAACAUUGGCGGCAAUAAGCUGUAAUCGAUUCUGUGAAAACCUGUUUUAUCUCAAAAGAAUACAGAACCAGUACGGAAACAAUGAAAAAAUUGUUUUAUCUUAAACAAAACAACAGUGAAAGUUUGCUUCUGUAUGAUUACAUGGAGAUUAAACCCUUCGGACUUCAUCAGCUGCAGGAUGUUAAGAAUGAACCCGCAGAUGUCCAGCAGCUGUUUGUGAUUAAAGAAGAGUUUUCUGGGAACUCCACUCUGAAACAGCUGAGCCCAGGGUCACUCCAGAUAAAGGAGGAAGAGGAGGAACUCGGGAUCAGUCAGGAGGGAAAGAGGUUUUAUGGUCAGAAGGAGGCUGAUGGCUACAGAUUCAAUGAUUCUGUAAAGAGUGAAGAAAAUGAAGAGAAACCUCAGUUGUCACAGCUUCAUCAAAUCAAAAUUGAAGACAACAGAGAGACAGAAGCUCCAACCUGCAGCUCAGCAACACAACUGAAAAGAGACCCUGAUGGAGAGGACUGUACAGGACCAGACCCACACAGAAAUCCAAGUCCAGAUAGUCAUUCACAACCACAUCUGGAUGAAAAAGCAUCAGAGACCACCGGUGAUGACGAUGAUGAUGAUGAUGACAUGAGUGCAGUGUCUUUAGAUUCAGAAUGUGAAAAUGCAGACAGUGACCAUGAUUGGAGGCCAAUAUCAGUCACUAAAAGAUCCUUCGGAUGCUCAGAGUGUGGUAAACAAUUAGUCUCCAAACAGUCUCUUCAGAAUCACAUGAGGCUCCAUUUAAAAAAGGAUUCUUCCAAACCAAAAAGGAAUCGACGAAAAAAAAGUCACACUGCUGAGAAACGGUUUCCUUGUAGUGAUUGUGGCAAAAAGUUUAGAUUUAAGUGUCAUCUUAAAGAUCACAUGUCCAUUCACACUGGGGAGAAACCGUUUCCUUGUAAUAAUUGUGGCAGAAAGUUUAGGCGUGAAUGUGACCUUAAAUAUCACAUGUGGGACCACACUGAGGAGAAACCGUUUCCUUGUAGUGAUUGUGGCAAAAAGUUUAGACGUAAGUGUGACCUUAAAUAUCACAUGUGGAACCACAGUGGGGAGAAUCCUUUUCCUUGUAGUGAUUGUGGUAAAAAGUUUAGACGUGAACGUGAACUUAAAUAUCACAUGUCGGACCACACUGGGGAGAAACCGUUUCCUUGUAGUGAUUGUGGCAGAAAGUUUAGGUCUAAGGCUGCACUUCGAUAUCACAUAUGGGACCACACUGAGGAGAAACCGUUUCCUUGUAGUGUUUGUGGCAAAAAGUUUAGACGUGAGUCUGACCUUAAAUAUCACAUGUGGGACCACACUGAGGAGAAACCGUUUAAUUGUAAUGAUUGUGGCAAAAAGUUUAGACGUGAGUGUGACCUUAAAUAUCACAUGUGGGACCACACUGAGGAGAAACCGUUUCCUUGUAGUAAUUGUGGCAAAAAGUUUAGCCGUGAGUGUGAGCUUAAAUAUCACAUGUGGGACCACACUGGGGAGAAACCGUUUCCUUGUAGUGAUUGUGGCAAAAGGUUUAGACGUAAGUCUGAGCUUCAAUAUCACAUGUGGGGCCACACUGGGGAGAAACCGUUUUCUUGCAAUGAUUGUAGCAAAAGGUUUAUGUCCAAGAGGCAGCUUAAAAAGCACACCUUACUCCACACUAGGGAGAAACCUUUUGUUUCAAAUAAUUGAGGUGAAGCAUUCAGCUCUUAAGCUGGGCUGACUUAUCACAUGCAAUGCACAUGAAAUGUCCAAAAGCCAACCUGCAUCAUGAUGUUGAAGAUUAAAUGUGUUCUUGGCUGUC
This is a messenger RNA of Melanotaenia boesemani (Boeseman's rainbowfish), 1911 nucleotides long. Its product is annotated as gastrula zinc finger protein XlCGF57.1-like. Lineage: Eukaryota; Metazoa; Chordata; Actinopteri; Atheriniformes; Melanotaeniidae. The coding region runs from base 186 to 1799 and encodes 537 amino acids. Gene Ontology annotation, biological process: regulation of transcription by RNA polymerase II. Gene Ontology annotation, molecular function: RNA polymerase II cis-regulatory region sequence-specific DNA binding; DNA-binding transcription factor activity. The record is from RefSeq and is a predicted model, not a curated record. The transcript has 2 exons.